UCCACUGAUGAGCGAUGAUCUUUUUUUUCAUAUGCUUGUUAGCCACAUCUGUGUCUUCUGUUGAAAAGCAUGUAUUCAUAUUUUUUUGCCUCACGUCAAAUUAGAAAUUCUGCCCAUGGCCACUUGAUAAAAGUGUGUGGUGUGUCUGUGUGUGUGUGUGUGUGUGUGUGUGUGUGUGUGUGUGUGUUUCAGGGACCAUUGGAAUUUAGGGAUGUCGCCGUAGAAUUCUCUCGGGAGGAGUGGCAUUGCCUGGACGCUGCACAGCGGAAUCUGUAUAGGGAUGUGGUGUUGGAGAACUACAGAAACCUCGUCUUCCUUGGUAUUGUGGUUUCUAAGCCAGACCUCAUCACCUGUCUGCAGCAAGGAGAAAAACCUUUGACUGUUAAGAGACAUGAGAUGAUUGCCACACCCCCAGUUACAUAUUUUCAUUUUGCCCAAGACCUUUGGCCAGAGUGGAGCAUAAAAGAUUCUUUCCAAGAAAUGAUACUGAGAAGAUAUGAAAAAUGUGGACAUCACAAUUUACAGUUAAAUACCAGCUGUGAAUGUGUAGGUGAGUGUCAUGUGGACAAAGCAGGUUAUAAUGGACUUAACCAAAAUUUGACAAGUACCCAGAGAAAAAUAUUUCAAUGUGAUAAAUAUGUGAAAGUCUUUUAUAAGCAUUCAAAUUCCAACAGACAUAAGAUAAAACACAUUGGAAGAAAAAUUUUCAAACAUAUAGAAUGUGGCAAAGCUAUUGACCAGUCUUUAACCCUUACUACACAUAAGAAAAGUUACACUAGAGAUAAACCCUACAAAUGUAAAGAGUGUAGCAAAACCUUCAACUGCUCCUCAUGCCUUACCAUACAUAAGAUACUUCAUACUGGAGAGAAACCCUUCAAAUGUGAAGAAUGUGGGAAAAGCCUUAAGGACUCUUCUUACCUUAGUACACAUAAGAGAGUUCAUACUGGAGAGAAACCCUACAAAUGUGAAGAAUGUGGGAAAAGGUUUAAGCACUCCUCUUACCUCACUACACAUAAGAGAAUUCAUACUGGAGUGAAACCCUACAAAUGUGAAGAAUGUGGCAAAGCCUUUACGAAUUCCUCAAACCUUGCUGCACAUAAAAUAAUUCAUACUGAAAAGAAACCCUACAAAUGUGAAGAAUGUGGAAAAGCCUUUAAGAAGUCAUUUUACCUUAGUACACAUAAAAGAAUUCAUACUCGAGAGAAACCCUAUAGAUGUGAAGAAUGUGGCAAAGACUUUCCAUGCUCCUCAAACCUUUCUGCACAUAAGAGAAUUCAUACAGGGGAAAAACCCUUCAAAUGUGAAGAAUGUGGCAAAAACUUUACACACAAUUCAACCCUUUUUACACAUAAGAGAAUUCAUACCGGAGAAAAACCCUACAAAUGUGAAGAAUGUGGAAAAGCCUUUCAGAAGUCCUCUUACCUUACUAAACACAAAAAAAUUCAUACUGGAGAGAAACCAUACAUAUAUGAAGAAUUUGGCAAACCCUUUACAUAUUCCUCACCCCUUUCUACGCAUAAGAUAAUUCAUACUGGAUUGAAACCCUACAAAUGUGAAGAAUGUGGCAAAGCGUUUAAGCACUCCUCUUACCUUACUACACAUAAGAGAAUUCAUACUGGAGAGAAACCCUACAAAUGCGAAGAAUGUGGCAAAGCCUUUACGAAUUCCUCAAACUUUGCUUCACAUAAGAUAAUUCAUACUGAAAAGAAGCCCUACAAAUGUGAAGAAUGUGGAAAAGCCUUUAAGAAGUCAUUUUACCUUACCACACAUAAAAGAAUUCAUACUGGAGAGAAACCCUAUAGAUGUGAAGACUGUGGCAAAGAUUUUCCAUGCUCCUCAAACCUUUCUGCACAUAAGAGAAUUCAUACUGGGGAAAAACCCUUCAAAUGUGAAGAAUGUGGCAAAAACUUUACACACUACUCAACCCUUUUUACACAUAAGAGAAUUCAUACCGGAGAAAAACCCUACAAAUGUGAAGAAUGUGGAAAAGCCUUUCAGAAGUCCUCUUACCUUACUAAACAUAAAAAAAUUCAUACUGGAGAGAAACCAUACAGAUGUGAAGAAUGUGGAAAAGCUUUCAAGCAGGCCUCACACCUUACUAGACAUAAGAAAAUACAUAUUAGAGAGAAAUGCAAUACAUGUGAAGAAUGUGGGAAAAUCUUUAAGCACUCCUCUUACCUUACUACACAUAAGAAAAUUCAUACUGGAGAGAGCCCCUACAGAUGUGAAGAAUUUGACAAACCCUUUACAUAUUCCUCACCCAUUUCUACUCAUAAGAUAAUUCAUACUGGAGAGAAACCCUACAAAUGUGAAGAAUGUGGCAAAGCCUUUAAGAAGUCAUUUUACCUUACUACACAUAAAAGAAUUCAUACCGGAGAGAAACCCUAUAGAUGUGAAGAAUGUGGCAAAGACUUUCCAUGCUCCUCAAACCUUUCUGCACAUAAGAGAAUUCAUACAGGGGAAAAACCCUUCAAAUGUAAAGAAUGUGGCAAAAACUUUACACACUACUCAACCCUUUUUAUACAUCAGAGAAUUCAUACCGGAGAAAAACCCUACAAAUGUGAAGAAUGUGGAAAAGCCUUUCAGAAAUCCUCUUACCUUACUAAACAUAAGAAAAUUCAUACUGGAGAAAAACCCUACAGAUGUGAAGAAUGUGGAAAAGCUUUCAACCAGGCCUCACACCUUACUAGACAUAAGAAAAUACAUAUUAGAAAUGCAACAAAUGUGAAGAAUGUGGCAAAGCCUUUAAGCACUACUCUUACCUUUCUACACAUAAGAAAAUUUAUACUAGAGGAAACCCCUACAGAUGUGAAGAAUGUGGCAAAGCCUUUACAUAUUCCUCAACCCUUUCUACACAUACGAUAAUUCAUACUGGAGACAAACCCUACAAAUGUGAAGAAUGUGGAAAAGCCUUUACUGCAUCCUCAACUCUUAACAUAAGAGAAUUCAUAUUGGAGAGAAACCCUACAAAUGCAAAGAAUGUGGCAAAGCCUUUACAUACUUCUCAAACCUUGCUGCACAUAAGAUAAUUCAUAUUGGAGAGAAACCCUACAAAUGUGAGGAAUUUGGCAAUGCCUUUAAGAGAUCCUGUCACCUUACUACACAUAGAAAAUUUAUACUGGAGAGAAACCCUACAGAUGUGAAGAACGUGGAAAAGAUUUCUAGCAGGCCUCACACCUUACUACACAUAAAAAAUUCAUACUCUAGGGAAACCCUACAGAUGUUAAGCAUGUGGCAACACUUUUUCCUAAUCUGCAAUCCUUACUACAAAUAAGAUAACUCAUGCUGGAGAUAAAACCUACAAAUGUGAAGAAUGUAGCAAAACCUUUAAAAAGUCCUCUUUUGCUACUACAUACUGGAAAAUUCAUACUACAGUGAAACCCUAAAGAUGUAAAGAAUGUGGAAAAAACUUUCCCUCAUUCUCAUGCCUCAGUGGACAU
Molecule: messenger RNA, 3440 nt
Organism: Saimiri boliviensis boliviensis (Bolivian squirrel monkey)
Lineage: Eukaryota; Metazoa; Chordata; Mammalia; Primates; Cebidae
Biological process (GO): regulation of transcription by RNA polymerase II
Cellular component (GO): nucleus
Molecular function (GO): DNA-binding transcription factor activity, RNA polymerase II-specific; sequence-specific DNA binding
Source: RefSeq, a predicted model, not a curated record